Messenger RNA from Arachis duranensis, 516 nucleotides. RefSeq lists its product as uncharacterized. The record is from RefSeq and is a predicted model, not a curated record. NCBI's taxonomy places the organism in Eukaryota, Viridiplantae, Streptophyta, Magnoliopsida, Fabales, Fabaceae. The transcript has a single exon. Bases 1 to 516 code for a protein of 171 amino acids.
AUGACGGGACUGAAGAUAAACUACAACAAAUCUGUCUUGAUCGGAGUAAAUUGUAGCAAUGAGGAGGUGGAACUAGCUUGCAAGAUGUUGGGUUGUAAAAAUGGGUCGCUACCUAUGAACUACUUGGGCAUUCCGUUAGGCGCCAAUCCAAGAAGAAUAGAAACAUGGAAGCCAGUUAUUAGAAAGGUGGAAGAUAGGCUUAAGGGUUGGAAAAGUAGGUACUUGUCUAAAGCUGAAAAAUUGGUUUUAAUUAAGGCAGUCUUGAACAAUCUGCCUAUGUAUUAUUUGAACUUGUUUAAGAUGCCUAAAGCAGUCGCGACAAAGAUAACGUCUCUUCAGUCAAGAUUUUUCUGGGAAAAAAGUGAUGGAAUGAAGGGGAUGGCAAUAGUGAGCUGGAGCCUAAUUCAAAAGCCAAAGAGCCAUGGCGGACUGGGUGUGGGAGAUCUAGUAUUAACGAAUGCAGCACUCUUAUUCAAGUGGUGGUGGUAUUUUGACAAAAAGGAGUGCCCACUUUGA